CAGUGUGGGAACAAUAUAAAUAGGCAACACAAUCCAGAACGAUGGGAAAAAGUUGCACUGGAGUUAAAGCGUGGUGUCCUGUUGCGUGAUUUCUCGCAGCCAGCCUUCGGAAACUCACCGUCUCCAUUCACUGACCAUCAGCCCUGCAUGAGCGCAACAGCCUGCAGCGCUGUGCUGGGUCUGCAGACUACCGUGGAGCGGGGAGAGCAUCAGCAGCAGGGAUAAAACUUGUUCUAUGCUUUAUAUCUGAAAGGUUGCUGCGUCGGAUUCAACAGAAAUUAUGAAUUUUAUUCUUGUUGGCCUGCUUUGUGGAUUGUACGGUGUUUUUGGAAAAGCAGACAAAGAGCAGAAGGGGAGGUUUAGCGUCCCGCUACUGGACGUCAAGAGUCAGCAGCUGGUUCUGGAGGCCAACAAAACUCUGAUGCUCAACUGCAGUGGUCGCUGGGAGCUGUCAUGGGCGUUUCCUGCAGGCUUGGACCGAGGACAAGUGGAAGUGGUUGACUCACGUUGUGGGAGGACGCACCAGCACUACUGCAGCUCUCUGAAAGUCAGCCACAGCCAGGCUCGGCACACCGGCCUGUACCGCUGCUGCUACAGGCACAGGACUCAGAAACAGCGGUCUGUCUACGUAUAUGUCACAGACAGUCGGCAGCCAUUUGUGGAAGCCACCACCAUGAGCCCAGGCGUGUUGUACAUGAAGAUGAGGGAGCCACUGGUCAUCCCCUGCCGGGUCACCAACCCUAACAUCACCACCACUCUGGUUAAGCAUAACAGCAGGCCGCUGAGUCAAGGACAGAGGAAUAUUAUUUGGAACAGCAAACAAGGUUUCACCAUCCAGAUGCCCACCUACAUUUCCACCGGCCUUUUCCACUGCGAAGCCGUCAUUGACGGACUGAAACACAACUCCCGUGCUUACUAUGUACACAGAACAGCGAGUAGCAUCACAAAGGUGUAUCUGAACACCAGCGGAUCUGUGCAGGCCCUGAAGGGGGAGAGGCUGGCUUUGAACUGCACUGCCACUACGGAGCUGAACACAAGAGUUGAUAUCACCUGGGACUAUCCUGGAAAGAGAAACAAUACAGGCUCCAACUUUAAAAGGCUGGUGAAGCACCAGAUGCACGUGUUGUUCUACAGCAUCUUGACCAUACCAAAGCUCCAGCGUUCAGAUCGAGGUCUCUACAAAUGCCACGUCACCAGCGGUGCGCAAAACAAACAGCAGCAAGUCACGGUCACAGUCUAUGACCGUCCAUUCAUCCGUCUGAAGCCUAGAAAUGGAUCAGUGGUGGAGGUACAAGCGGGACAGAAAUCCUACAAACUUUCCCCAAAACUUCGAGCCUUCCCUCCCCCUGAGGUUGUCUGGUUGAAGGAUGGUCGGGUGGCAGCAGAGCAGUGCUCCAGAUACCACAUGAAUGGGACUUCCCUGGUCAUCCGGGAUGUCGCAGAGGAGGACGCGGGAAAAUAUACUGUCCUUGUACGGAUCCAGCAGCAUGGUCUCUAUCAGAAUCUCACACUCACGCUUGUGGUCAAUGUGAGCCCUAAGAUUGGUGAGAAAGCAGUGUCGUUGCAGGACCCCGGCUCUGUACCUUGGGGGAGCAGAAAAUUGCUCCACUGCACAUCCCACGGAGUCCCUCAUCCACAUAUUGAGUGGCUCUGGCAUCCGUGUCCUUCUAAAGCCCUGUGUUUGACAUCCUCCUCCUCGCUGUGGAGUCCUGUGAUGGAGAGUCUCCCUGCUACAUCUGCGUACAAUCACAUCCUGAGUGUUACUCACACACAGGAAGUGCUUCAGGGGAACAACAAGACAGUGGGGGUCCUAACUGUUGCAGAGGCCUCAGUGUCUGGAGUGUACCGCUGCAUCGCCUCCAACUCUGUGGGAACAGACCAGCUGGAUGUUCCCUUCUAUGUCACAGAUGUCCCAGAGGGCUUUAGUGUAAACCAGCUGGAGCAGGCCAGGGAGGGCGGGGACCUCCAUCUCACCUGUUCUGCAAAUAAGCACCUGUACACAGGGCUGUCAUGGCGAAAAUUGAAUGACACGGGAGAAUCCCACACUCCCGCCUGGAACAUCCAUCUCCUCGAACCGGGGGAGUUCUCCAACACUGUGGUCCUCAUGUUAAAGAACCUGACUGGCAGGGACUCUGGAGCCUACAGAUGCUCCGCCCUGCAUGUCAUCAGUGGGCGGGAGAUACACCUGGACACCCAGGUGGAGGUCACAAUUCUGGAGCCUCCUGUGCUGCUCAGUAAUUUGACAGACUGCACCGUCAACGCCAGCAGCUCGGUUAUCCUCAGCUGUGAGUCUCAAGGAAUCCCACCACCAACCAUCACGUGGUACAAAGACGAACGGGUUUUGCAACAGGGAUCAGGCAUCGUCUUAUCAGCGGAAGAUGGGACUCUCCAUAUAGACAGAAUCACGGUCGAUGACCAAGGCAUGUAUACGUGCCUGGCCACCAACGACAGAGGAUCUGCAGAGAGCUCUGCCUACAUACGGGUUAACAGUGCAUCAGAAGCCUCUUUUCUGGAAAUUCCCACUUUAACCUGUACCUGUGUGGUGGCCACCCUCUUCUGGCUCUUGCUCACACUCUUCAUUCGUAAACUGAAACAGCCAAAUACUCCCAGCCACAAAGCAGACUACUUAUCGAUCAUAGUGGAUACAGGAGAGGGACCCAUAAUGGAGCAAUGUGAGCGCCUGCAGUAUGACCCUAACCAAUGGGAGUUCCCUCGGGAGCUUCUUAAAUUAGGGAAACCUCUCGGCUGCGGAGCCUUUGGUAAAGUGAUGCAGGCGUCCGCAUUUGGCAUCGACAGCUCUACCAGCUCCAGGACUGUGGCUGUGAAGAUGCUCAAAGAGGGAGCCACAGCCAGCGAACACAAGGCUCUGAUGACUGAGCUGAAGAUCCUCAAUCAUAUUGGAAACCAUCUGAAUGUGGUCAACUUGCUGGGAGCCUGCACCAAACCAGGAGGACCACUGAUGGUCAUUGUCGAGUACUGUUGCUUUGGAAACCUCUCUGCUUUUCUGAAGAACAAGAGGGACGUGUAUGUCCAUGACCGGCAGACAGGUGGAACAGAUGCAGGGCUCAUUUUUGUCUCAAGCUUCUCUGACAGCCAAAGCAGCAUCAGUGUGGAGUUUGGUGACACAAAAGACAAAUGCCCUGAUCCAAAAGCAGCAUCCUCCUCCUCCCCUCUUUUCCUGGAGGAUCUCAUUUCCUUCAGCUUUCAGGUGGCGAGAGGAAUGGAGUUUCUGGCAUCUCGCAAGUGUAUUCACAGAGAUCUGGCUGCAAGGAACAUUUUGUUGACUGACAAUAAGGUGGUGAAGAUCUGUGACUUCGGCCUGGCCAGAAACAUCUACAAAGACCAAGACUAUGUCAGGAAAGGAGAUGCUCGUCUCCCUCUGAAGUGGAUGUCUCCUGAGUCAAUCUUCGACAAGGUUUUUACCACCCAGAGUGACGUGUGGUCCUACGGCAUACUGCUGUGGGAGAUCUUCUCUUUGGGAGCCUCUCCAUACCCCGGUAUUCACAUUGAUGAGGAGUUUUGCCACCGGCUAAAGAGCGGGACAAGGAUGCGAGCGCCAGAAUACAGCACCUCUGAAAUUUACAGCACAAUGCUGGCAUGCUGGGAUGCAAAUCCUUCAGAGCGACCCACUUUCACCAACCUGGUGGAGAUAUUGGGAGACCUCCUACAGGCCAGAGUCCAGGAGGAUGGGAAAGACUACAUUCCUCUGGGAACUUUUAUGAAUGAAAAUCGCUGUGAGGCCUUUAAGGAAAACCCACAUGCAGUAACAAAUCUGAGCUAUAUGAGGGGUAUGGCCACACUUCAGACUUUUGAAGAAUUACCUUGUGAGGAGCAAGACAGCCGUGAUGAAGAGCAGAGUGACAGCGGGAUGGUCCUUCCUUCAGACGAGCUGAAGCAAAUGAUACAGAGUAACACCAAGAACAAGAAACUCAGCAGGUUCUUCAUGUUUUCUAAGUGUAGAGACAACCAGGCGUCCCUCCUGUGCAGCAACGAGCCCUCCAUCCUGCCCGCUGAUUGGGAGUCAGACGACGGCUGCUCUCCUCCUCCAGACUACAACUCUGCUUUCCUCUACCCCUCCCUUUAGCUUCUGGCUCCCUGAUGUGUAAUCCUACAGAGUUAAUGCAUCAAUAUUCAACCAUCCGAAACCUACGCUGCUUUCACACUUCACGAUUUGCAUCCUCUACCUCACAGUAAUGCCUGCAGGUAUUCCCAUAACAAUCAGUCAGUCAUUUUCUACUGCUUCUUCCAUAGUGGGUCGUGGGGAAGCUGGUGCAGCUCUCCAGCAGUCUAUGAGCGAGGGGCGGGGUAGACCCUGGACAGGUCGCCAGUCCAUGGCAGGGCAUAUUUCCAUAACGUUGUCUUCCAAAAGUCAAAACAAUAUUCAAAAAUCUAGGGCAAGCUUUUUAAGAUCAGAAAUCUCUUUUUUUUUACUGUGCAGAAACUAUAAAUAUGAAGUUUAAGACAAUUUUUCUCCUCUGUCAAGAGCAGCUAAUCUUCCAGAAGUUAACCUGAUCCUGCAGUAUUAUAAAGCUUAUUGUAUUGGUACCUCCUGCUUUGUGAAGAGGAGCGUUGCUGUAUGAAAUAACUGUUCCUCUUGCACAACCGCUAUAUGCUGGAAAAAUGAUAUUAUUGUAUUCAUAUUAGACAGAAUAAAUAACCGUAUUUAUUUCUGCUUUGUGGUCAUGUUAUAGAAGAGUUAAAAAUGUAUGUACUUAUUAUUUAAUUUUCACUGGAUUAUAUACAUUUAUUGAUAAAUAAGGCACUUCAACAUUGAAAUCCACCAAAAGCUAAUUUUUAUGAUUUUAGAAAUUUAAAUAGCAAAAAUGUUUGUACCACUGAAACUCAGAUUUAAUUAAUUUCAGCAAAGUGGGACAAAUUUACUGCCAACUGAUUGUGAAAUUAAGAAUAAAGGAUUUUAAAGGACUCGUCGGUAAAACAUCAUAUGUCUCACACUGUUAUAGCACAAUUUAAUCACAGAUAUUAGAAUUUAAUUUCUAUAAAUGCUUUUCCUUUUAUUAUUUAACAUGUUGUAUUGUUUUAUUUGACAGCAAGAUGAGAAAUGUGUACUUUUAGUUCUAACAAAACAGGUUUUAUUUUCCUACAGACACAGCUGUUGUUACCUCUCAUUUCCACUGAGAUCCACUCAUCAUUGGCAUUCAUGUAUCAGUUUAGGGCUUUUAAUGAUGUUUAUGUACUAUUCUUUUUCCAAAGUUCAAUUGUUAUAAACCAAACAGUUUUUACGGUUUUAGAAAACAAGAAUUAGGUGCAUAUGUUUGAGUUUAUUGUGGAUUUUCUCUUAGUUAUGCAUAAAGGCUAAAAUAUUUAAAUAAACCCCAACUGAUAUAUACAAGUUGCACUUACCAAGCUUCUGGUAUAAUUCUGGCUCGAUUUUUGACUACUCUUUCUAUCAAAAGUGUCAGAGCUCAUUUAAAUUGGUUGGUUUCCCGACACGGACCUGACUUUUGGGCCUAGUGAACAAAUAUUUAAUGUGGUGUUGGUCAGGAUUUAGUCAAAGCUCAAUCAAGACGCCUAAUGUAAUGCUUAUUUAUCAAUUUCAUCACCAGCUUUGAUGCGUGCUGGGAUCAGGUGAGCCUGUCAAAUCUAGAAGCAGUGUAAGAGAUGUGAAGCAUGGCGGUAGCUGGAUCAUGCUCUGGGGCUGUUUCGUUGCCAGAAUUACUGGUGCAUUACACAAAGUGGAUGGGAUAAUAAAGGAGGAGGAUUACCUUCAAAUUAUCCAGCUUCACCUCCAAUCAACAGCUAGGUGGCUGAAACCUGAGUUGGAAACAAAGUUGGUUUCUUUGCAGAUUAAGCAGGCCAACAUUAUCCUACUAUUCCCUAUUCUUAAAAGAAUUCAACCACUUAUAAUUACAGUUAAUGUUGAUAGCAAAUUGUGUGAUUUAUGUGCAACAUGCUAAGGAAGAUUGAUCUUUAUGUAUGUUUUGACCCUGUGUGGCUUAGAGAAAAUCCACAACAAAUGCAAACGUUUAAACCAAGUUGAUUUGCAGAUCAAGAUUACAUUCAGUGUUUGUUUUAUGAAAUUGAACGUUUGACAGCAAUUAUUCAUCUGUUGUACUUGCUGUGUCAUUAUGUGCCAAAUAUCUUCAGUAGUGUACAGGUCUGCCCUGUAGGCCAGCCAGUUUAGCUUUUUACUGUAAAACGAUAUUGUUGUAAUAUGCAGAAUCAUGAUGAAAUAAAUGUUUUUCCCCAA
Messenger RNA from Girardinichthys multiradiatus, 6208 nucleotides. It is a transcript of the gene flt1, whose product is annotated as fms related receptor tyrosine kinase 1. Gene Ontology annotation, cellular component: plasma membrane; signaling receptor complex. The record is from RefSeq and is a predicted model, not a curated record. Gene Ontology annotation, molecular function: ATP binding; vascular endothelial growth factor receptor activity. NCBI's taxonomy places the organism in Eukaryota, Metazoa, Chordata, Actinopteri, Cyprinodontiformes, Goodeidae. Bases 281 to 4084 code for a protein of 1267 amino acids. The transcript is spliced from 30 exons. Gene Ontology annotation, biological process: multicellular organism development; protein phosphorylation; positive regulation of kinase activity.